AAAAUUCAUAUUAAUGAAUCACACAUCUAUCAGUAACACUUUUCCUCAUUCUACCUCUUCUUCUCUGGGGGCCCCCUCCACACACAUGCUGCUGACAGGAUCUGUCCUGGGCUCUGCCUAUGACUGACAUCAGAAUAAUAUCGACUCUGUGUUUUUCACACGUGUUCCUUAGUGUCAUUAAUAAGAGACAUUUAAUAACCGACUGAAGUAAAGAGUGAACAAGCGGUUUCCUCUCGCAGUCUCAUCUCAUGACACACUGAGCUCUCUCUGUGUGGGAGGGCGGUCCAUGAAGAUGAGCCUGCUAGCACCCGUACAGCAGGCUAGUAGCUGUGCGGAGCUAGCGUGCUACCAAACUGAGCAGUUUAUUUUCGGGACAGCACGAUGAAGAACAUCAUGAAGUAUUACAGACUUAUUCCACUACAGCAUAUUGACAACAUCAGCGGGAGCUAGGGGCGUCUCUUCUCCGCCACAGCGGGUCUGUCCCGACCCCUCCGUGUCAUUGUUCGGAUGGACUAACGUUAGAGCUAGCGCCGCUGCUUGAGACUUCCCGAGCGGGCACGAAUGGGAUUCACUCAGCUAGCCGUUGCUAAUGGUUGUGCUGGCAGACUAGCUUCGCGGCUAACCGGUUGGCGUUAGCUAGCUGACACAGUUGGUUGACAUCGCUCAUCUCGUAAUUACCGGGCUCCUGAAAUAGCGGAUUAGUUAGCACGACCAUGCCUCCCAGGCCCUCCUCAGGAGAACUAUGGGGGAUGCACUUGAUGCCCCCCAACAUCCUAGUGGACUGCCUUCUGCCAAAUGGCAUGAUUCUCACGUUGGAGUGCCUCCGGGAGGCCACGCUGAUCACAGUCAAGCAUGAGCUUUUCAAAGAGGCCAGGAAGUACCCUCUUUACCAUCUGCUGCAGGAGGAGAGCUCCUACAUCUUUGUCAGCGUCACCCAAGAGGCAGAGCGGGAGGAGUUUUAUGACGAGACCAGGAGGUUGUGCGAUCUCAGGCUCUUUCAGGCCUUCCUCAAAGUCAUCGAGCCAGUGGGCAACAGAGAGGAGAAAAUUCUUAAUAGAGAAAUAGGUUUUGCCAUUGGAAUGCCUAUAUGUGAGUUUGAUUUGGUGAAAGACUCAGAAGUGCAAGACUUCAGAAGGAACAUUUUAAAUGUUUGCAAAGAGGCCGUGGACCUCAGAGACAGUAACGGACCCCACAGCAGAGCUUUGUACGUGUAUCCUCCCAAUGUAGAAUCCUCCGCAGAACUUCCCAGGCACAUCUAUAACAAGCUAGAUAAAGGUCAAAUCAUUGUGGUGAUAUGGGUUAUUGUGUCACCCAGCAAUGACAAGCAGAAGUACACCCUGAAGAUCAACCACGACUAUGUGCCGGAGCAGGUGAUUGCCGAAGCCAUCCGUAAGAAGACACGUAGCAUGCUGCUCUCCCAGGAGCAGUUAAAGAUGUGUGUGCAGGAGUAUCAGGGAAAGUACAUCCUCAAAGUCUGCGGCUGCGACGAGUACUUGCUGGAGAAAUACCCUCUGAGUCAGUACAAGUAUGUGCGCAGCUGUAUCAUGCUGGGAAGGAUGCCCAACUUGAUGCUAAUGGCAAAAGACAGCCUGUAUUCCCAGCUGCCCAUGGACACUUUCACCAUGCCGUCAUACGCGCGGCGAAUAUCCACAGCAACGCCCUACAUGAAUGGGGAAACAGCCACAAAGUCUCUCUGGACUAUCAACGGAACGCUGAGGAUCAGGAUACUGUGUGCCACUUACGUCAAUGUCAACAUCAGAGACAUUGACAAGAUCUACGUCAGGACGGGGAUAUACCACGGUGGAGAGCAGCUGUGUGACAAUGUCAACACUCAGCGCGUGCCCUGCUCGAACCCCAGGUGGAACGAGUGGCUGAACUACGACAUGUACAUUCCAGACAUCCCCCGUGCUGCCCGGCUCUGCCUCUCCAUCUGCUCUGUGAAAGGAAGGAAAGGGGCGAAAGAGGAGCACUGUCCUCUGGCCUGGGGCAACAUCAACCUGUUUGACUACACCCACACAUUAGUAUCAGGGAAGAUGGCUCUCAACCUAUGGCCUGUCCCACACGGCCUGGAAGACCUGCUCAACCCAAUCGGUGUCACGGGCUCCAACCCCAACAAGGAAACACCUUGUCUGGAGCUGGAGUUUGACCAUUUCAGUUGCCCUGUCAAGUACCCCGAUAUGGCCAUCAUCGAGGACCACGCAAACUGGAAUAUAUCCAGAGAGCUUGGCUUUAAUUACUGCCACACCGGUUUGAGUAACAGACUGGCGCGUGACAACCCCCUGACUGACAGCGACAAUGAGCAGCUACGCCAGGUGUGUAACAGAGACCCGCUGUCUGAAAUCACUGAGCAGGAGAAAGACUUUCUGUGGAGGCACAGACAAGACUGCCUCAACAUGCCAGAGAUCCUCCCCAAGAUCCUCCUGGCUGUGAAAUGGAACUCCAGAGAUGAGAUUGCACAGAUGUAUUGCCUCCUGAAGGACUGGCCUGCUAUCAAGCCAGAGCAAGCCAUGGAGUUGCUGGAUUGCAACUUCCCUGACCCUAUGAUCAGAGAGUUUGCUGUAAAGUGCCUUGAGAAAUACCUAACUGAUGACAAACUCUCACAGUACCUCAUUCAACUGGUUCAGGUUCUAAAGUAUGAGCAGUACCUUGACAACCCGCUUGCACGCUUCCUGCUAAAAAAGGCAUUAACCAAUCAAAGGAUAGGACAUUUCUUCUUCUGGCAUUUAAAGUCAGAGAUGCACAACAAGACAGUCAGCCAGCGGUUCGGCCUGCUGCUCGAGUCGUACUGCCGGGCCUGUGGCAUGUAUCUGAAGCACCUGAGCAGACAGGUGGAGGCCAUGGAGAAACUCAUCAAUCUCACUGACCUCCUCAAACAGGAGAAGAAAGAUGAGGCGCAGAAGGUUCAAAUGAAGUUUCUGGUGGAGCAGAUGAGAAGGCCUGAUUACAUGGACGCCCUGCAGAGCUUCACCUCCCCACUGAAUCCAGCACAUCAGCUGGGAAACCUCCGCCUGGAGGAAUGCAGGAUGAUGUCAUCAGCCAAGCGGCCUCUAUGGCUUAACUGGGAAAAUCCAGAUAUGAUGUCAGAACUGCUCUUUCAGAACAACGAAAUCAUCUUCAAAAAUGGAGAUGAUCUGAGGCAGGACAUGCUGACGCUGCAGAUCAUUAGGAUAAUGGAGAACAUCUGGCAGAACCAAGGCCUUGAUCUCAGGAUGUUGCCAUAUGGUUGUCUGUCAAUCGGCGACUGUGUGGGUUUGAUUGAGGUGGUGAGGAACUCUCACACCAUCAUGCAGAUCCAGUGUAAAGGCGGCCUAAAGGGGGCACUGCAGUUCAACAGCCACACACUGCAUCAGUGGCUCAAGGAUAAGAACAAGGGAGAGAUGUAUGACCAGGCCAUAGAUCUGUUCACACGGUCAUGUGCAGGCUACUGUGUAGCCACGUUUAUCCUGGGCAUAGGGGACAGACACAACAGCAACAUCAUGGUCAAAGAUGAUGGACAGCUGUUCCACAUAGACUUUGGCCAUUUCCUCGACCACAAAAAGAAGAAGUUUGGGUACAAGAGAGAGCGCGUGCCCUUUGUGCUCACACAGGACUUCUUGAUCGUUAUUAGCAAAGGAACUCAAGAGUGCACCAAAACAAGGGAGUUUGAAAGGUUCCAGGAGAUGUGUUACAAGGCGUACCUGGCAAUCCGGCAGCACGCCAACCUCUUCAUCAACCUCUUUUCCAUGAUGCUGGGCUCCGGGAUGCCUGAGCUGCAGUCGUUCGACGACAUCGCUUACAUUAGAAAGACGCUGGCUUUGGACAAGACGGAGCAGGAGGCCCUGGACUACUUCAUGAAGCAGAUGAACGACGCUCACCAUGGCGGCUGGACUACCAAGAUGGACUGGAUCUUCCACACAAUCCGCCAGCACGCCAUGAACUGAAAUGACGCGAGAGAGGAGUAAAGGACUGCGGAGACAACAGCACACUAAGAACCAAAAGAAUAGUGAGAGGAGAGCGAGGUAUUUUCCCCAAACACACUAAGGCCUGGUUAAUACGUCUGCCAGCGUGUGACUCUGAAACAUUACCUGCCAGCGCACCACAAAAUAAGGGUGCUCAGAAGGGCCUAUUUCAGGGACAUGAUGCUUAAAUGCUCCUGUUUCUGCAGGUUUCUGAAUCUCUCCUCCCUGCACUAUGAACUAAGGCAGGGCGGAGUGUCAUCAGUCUUCUUCAUAGGAACUAAAGUGUAAUGGACCUCGACAAUGUUGACAGAUUUUUAUUUUUCUUAUUUUUUAUUCCUUUCAGUACAUCUACAACCAUCAGCAUUAAGAAAGGAACAUCAUGAAGUGGUGUACCAUGAGCACAGCCGGCUUUUUCUAAGGAUGACCUGACAAGAGUGUAUCUGCUUUAUUUCCACUACCUAUUUUGAACUGAUGAAGACGGGGGGGGAGAUAUCGGCGCACACAGCCAGGCCAGCUGAGACAGAAUGAAAGGGACAAUGAGGAGCUGACGUGUGCCCACAAAAAUCAUAUUACCCUCCUUUACAAUCAUAAAAAUCAAUCACCAACACUAUACCACAGGACUGACAGAGGACGUGUUGUUAAACACUUAGCUAGCAUUUAAUGCUUUUGGAGCAACUGAACUUAUUUGUAGCCUACAGAUGACGUGUUCUCAGUUUAGAAAUCACGCCAGAUAACUGACUUUUGUACAGCAGUAUAUCCAUAGACUUGUAUGCAUUCGGUGCACAUAUUCCUUUUUGAGUCUAUUUUCUACUGAGCCAAAGUACUAGAUGUUUAACCCCACUACUCAGCAGUCUUAUUGUAAAAAAGAAAAAUAGUCACUACUAUUCCAAGUCUCUCGUGUGUACUCAUAGCACUGAUCUCUGCAGUAUUUGUUUUGUUUCGUCUAUCAGUAUUAUCAUGCGUCCGGCGUCGAGGCACAAAUGUCCGUCGUCCACCCCACACAGUCGGACCGGAGAAAACCUUUCUGAUGGUCAGCCGUUUAGGAGGUUAUGAAUUGUGAUAGGGUUGGGUACCGUUCACAUUUUACUCGGUACCGAUACCCAGCAGUACCUUUUUUACUCUUCUCUAUUCACACAUAGAGCUAAGUAUCUGUCUUAGCUCUACCGUGUGCCUGUGUGUGUCUGCCCGUCUCUGUCACGCUCUUUUUAGAAUAAGUAAGCAAUUAAAAAAACACCACCUCAAAUGGCAGUGAUACAAGGCUAUUUCUAAAAUAAAAUAGAAAGGAAAACAAACCAGACCAAACUGUCGAUGCUGCAGCUCGCUGGGAAGCUGAUGUGGCGCUUCCACUUCAUUUCUGAACUGCUGGCUUUGCGCAACUUGUCUCAGUCGCGAAACGGCACGUAGCCGGGAAGUUGGCCCAGGAGUUUGCGGGCAGCUUCCUGGCUUCAGAUCACUUUGCGGCACUUCUGACUCCUUAAAGAACUUACCAGCUUCGCAAAGGUCCGUUGUCUUUGAUGUAAAGCACCCUUGACGUGAGCAGCUGGCCAAGGAUUCACGCAGGUGGCUUGCUGGUUUCGGCUCACUUAGGGGCACUUCUGCUUCCUUACUUAACCCACUGGCUUUGCGGAGCUUGUUGUCUCCAGAGCAGUUAUCUCCAUUGCAAAGCGCAUGAUGCCAGGCAGCCGGCCGAGGAAUUCCAUGGGCAGAUUCCUGGGUCCGGCUCGCUUAGCUGCACUUUCGCCUCCUCCAAAGUGAAUCUGUACUUGUCAGUACCGAUGUAAUUCAGUCCGUACAUGUAGAAGUAGAGUGCGGUACCCAACCCUAUAAUUCAGCUGUUAAAGGCAAAGAACACAGGGGGAAGAGGAUGUGUAGUGUUCCUUUUGUGUGCUGUGCUGUUACACUAUGCAAGUUGUGAUCCUAAUAUGUACUGUAUCCUGCAAAAAAAAAAAAAAGAUGUCAGAGUAAGGCAGAGAGAGAAAUGCAUCUCCCCCGACAUACUCACACAGACAAGCGUGUCAGUGAACUUCGUACAGACAGUACAUGGAAGACAGAAAAAAAUGCUGCACUGUAACAGAAUCGUCUACUUCUUCCCGACAAAAAGAACUGUGAGAAACACCUUUGGACCCUGCCUUUCGCUUCUCCUUACCAGGUUUAUAUUCGGAGCUUCAAUCUAAGCCAUCUGUAAAAUGUUUGAUGAGUUGAAUUUCGCUCCUGUCCUCUUGUUCUCAGAUAAUUGAAGACAGACUCACGUUCGCCAUAUGGUCCCUGAUCGUGACAUCCAGGUAAAGAAAAGCAACCGAAGUGAAUUUUUAUUUUUUCAACCUUCCAAGUGUCUUUCUUCCCUCCUCUUUUCCUACAAUUGUCACCCUUAUGUGUGGAAGAACAGUCUUUGCAGGUUCGCUAGCUGCACAGACGCAUACGUAAGAGGUCAGUAGAUGUUCCAGCUUUACCAAAUGAUACACCACAGGGCGGUUUCCUGGACACUCAAGUCCGAUUUUUUUUUUUGUUUUCUGUACAUGGGUAAGGACUUCAAAAUGCUCAGGAAACCGAUCCUACUGAGAUGCAUGUGCUUCUGUACAGGCUACAGAGCAGUGGGCCGGACCCAAACUGAGAAAACUAGACCCUGUAUACUUUAUGGAAGAACUCUCUAGAUGAUGCUAUUUCCCUUUGUACUUUGUUUUCUGUUUCUCACACUGCAUUAUGCAUGAGGUCCUCGAAUAUCUACUUUUUGUUUGUUUGUUUGACCUGAUGUUGUUUACUUGAAUUUCAUGUAUAGAAAUGACCUUGUUACUUGUGUGAGGUACAACAAAGUCACAAUGAAGGUAACAGAUACUGAUAACUGCUACUACAUGUGCAAAUGCUUUCCUUGAAUAACUACAGAGGUAAUAUAUUUUUGUAUUUUUAAAUGUACGCAAACUCAUAUAUGUAAACUGCUAACCAAAAAAACAAAACAAAGGAGGAAUCAUGCAUAACGUGCGCCAUCCUCAUACAAAACCCAGUAGACAGCUUCUAGUUGUUGAAAUGAUAUGAAUGACAGAGCAGAGGUGGAUCGUUUGAAUGAAGGACAAGGACUUGAUGCUGUUGUCAGAGUACGAUCUUUACGUCGAGUGGAGAUCUCUUGCUGUAAGUGGAAGUCUGUAAGCACAAUAAGGAGGAAGAAGCUACCCUGCAUGUUUUAAAAACCAGAUCCAUAUGUAAGUUGUAUAUCCAUCUGUAUAUAUAUCUCAUAAAACCUCUUCAAAUACUUGUUUUAGUCAUCCUCAUUAUGACCAUGUCUGAUAAACUGUAUGCAUUCAUUUAUUGUACUGUUGAAUAAAAACAUUUCUCCCUAUAUAAAUACAUCACCAGGUGGUUUAAUUACAGAGCUUGUUUUGCAGUCGAUCAAAAUAUAAUUUACAAGGCACUUUGCGUUUUGCUUCAUGAUAAAGAUUAACAUUCAUGUAGGAUAUGGCUAAUGUGAACAAUCCUUAAAGGAAUACUUCACCCACAAUAUGAGCAUUUAUAUGUAAAUCACUCAGCCGAUGUCACGUAAAAUUAUUAAAAGAAAACUCCAUAGUGAACAAAUUAUCCAAAAACUGAGAAAUUUCUUGUAGAAUUGAAGUCAUAGGGGUCUGUGUUAAACAACGGCAAAACUGUAUCAAAACAUCCGUCUACAAACUCACACAACUUGUGCGGUAUAAUCCAUAUCUCAUUUAUCCAGUCAUAUGCUCAGUACCUCCCAUAGACCAGGGGCAACCUUUACUAUCCACAUACUAUCUACAUUUUUGGCCACAAAAGAAAAAUCUGUCCGGAGCGGCAAAACAUAUUUGAGCCUCAUAAUAAAGGUAACACAGCCUUUUAAGUAUAUUAAAACCGCGACAAACAACCAAAGGCCAUUGAAAACAUGGGUGUUUUAAGAUUUGUCUUGUAAGUGUCAGUGGAGGGGAAAGAUUUAAGAGAGAGCUGAAGGCUAUUCCAAAGCUUUGGAACAGCUACUGCAAAUAAAUGAAAAGGCAGCAGGCCAUUUUAGUUGUGAGAUUUUAAAACAUUUUUUAAAAUCACUGUAUGAGCUUCACAUUUUUAAAGUUGAAGAAUGUAAGGAUUAGUUUAGGCCCACAACAAUAAAUGAAAAUAUAAUAAUGGUUAUUCAUUUCCGUAUAAUGUUCUGUCAAAGCCACAGGGAGCCACUGGAGAGGGGCCAAAGAGCCACAUGCAGCUCUUGAGCCGCAGGUUGCCGACUCCUACCCUAGACUGAAAAAAAAAAAAAAAAAAUGGACGUAGCCUCCGUGAAUUCAUCGUUUUUUGGACUGAAGCCUCAAGUUUAGCAUUCCAGCCGUCGACAUUAUGUUUCUGUUGGCACCGGAAGUGACCAUAUUUGGGCAAGAGGUUGGAGCUGACUGAGAAGCCAAGGACGUUAUAGGAAGGUGGCCUGUCACUCAAAG
Molecule: messenger RNA, 8359 nt
Organism: Epinephelus moara (kelp grouper)
Lineage: Eukaryota; Metazoa; Chordata; Actinopteri; Perciformes; Serranidae
Product: phosphatidylinositol 4,5-bisphosphate 3-kinase catalytic subunit alpha isoform
Exons: 21
Coding region: 714-3920 (1068 amino acids)
Biological process (GO): phosphatidylinositol 3-kinase/protein kinase B signal transduction; phosphatidylinositol-3-phosphate biosynthetic process; phosphatidylinositol-mediated signaling
Cellular component (GO): phosphatidylinositol 3-kinase complex, class IA; phosphatidylinositol 3-kinase complex, class IB; cytoplasm
Molecular function (GO): 1-phosphatidylinositol-3-kinase activity; 1-phosphatidylinositol-4-phosphate 3-kinase activity
Source: RefSeq, a predicted model, not a curated record